Messenger RNA from Neolamprologus brichardi, 2198 nucleotides. It is a transcript of the gene prrc1, whose product is annotated as proline-rich coiled-coil 1. Gene Ontology annotation, biological process: activation of protein kinase A activity. Gene Ontology annotation, molecular function: protein kinase A regulatory subunit binding. Lineage: Eukaryota; Metazoa; Chordata; Actinopteri; Cichliformes; Cichlidae. The record is from RefSeq and is a predicted model, not a curated record. Gene Ontology annotation, cellular component: cytoplasm.
UACACUGCAUUCAUUUGGAUCUCCUGUCGUUCUGUGGCGUGGCAGACACGGAACAAACCUUAAAUGUGUCCGCGUCAGACGAUAUAGAUCCGCUUUGUUUCAGAGCACAGCGCUUGCCUCUUCGUGUGCGAAAGGGACUUAACUUAAGGUUUAAGCCUGGGUUUUUGUACUACGAAGGUGGUUCACGUCUUACUGGGCUAUUCUGGGCUGAAGUUAAAAUAAACUACAGAGAAUAUGAUGGAAGAAAGUGGGAUUGAGACUACACCUCCUGCCAGCCCUACCCCUCCUCUGACUGUGGGUGGCCCAGUCGGAAGCCUGCCCACCACUGUUGGUCUGUCCACUUCACUCCCUCUCCCAGGAACAAUCAGUUCCCCCUCAGUCUCGACUUCUCUCCCCAGUGUCCCACCACUUCCUGCCUUCAGCAGCCCUCUGGCUGCACCGCUUUCCCUUUCUUCCCAAUUUCACCCUGCCUCAACACUGGCCUCACCUUUCACCAGCAGCUCUCCCGUCCCUCCUGCUGCCUCCUUCUCUUUGCCUCCUCAGGCCUCUUCCAUCAGACCUCCUUCUACUGCUUCCAGCAUGUUGCCCCCUCCUGUAGGUCCACCUGUAUCGAGCUUCUCCGUGGGUGCAGGAUAUGACAUCACACGGGGCCAUGCUGGUCGAACCCCACAGACACCGCUGAUGCCAACAUUUUCCAGUCCUGCUUCUAUACCAGGUGUGGUGUCCAACCCCAUGCUUCAGCAGUCAGUCAUUAGAGGAGGAUUAGAUACUGGAUCUCCAAUCACGUUCCCGGAGGAACAGGAGGAUCCCAGAGUGUCUGGAGACACCAACAGUGGUGGAGGCAUCUGGGGCUUUUUUAAGGGAGUAGCAGGAAACGCUGUAGUAAAGACAGUCUUAGACAAAACCAAACACUCUGUGGAGUCCAUGAUCACUACUCUUGAUCCUGGCAUGGCCCCAUACAUCAAGUCUGGUGGGGACAUUGACAUUGUUGUGACUUCAGAUAAGGAGAUGAAUGUGGGGGCAGUUAGAGAUGCUUUCCAGGAGGUUUUUGGGCUGGCCAUGGUCACCGGAGAGUCUGGUCAGUCAAACAUUGCUCCACAGCCUGUGGGCUAUGCCGCUGGUGUCAAGGGGGCUCAGGAGCGCAUUGACAGUCUGCGUCGAGCUGGUGUGAUCCACGAGAGACAGCCAGUGGUCUCUUUAGAAAACUUCAUUGCUGAACUUUUUCCUGACAAGUGGUUUGACAUCGGAUGUUUAAUCCUUGAGGACCCUGGUCAGAACAUUCACAUCGAGCUCUUCACUCAGGCAACGCCUGUAGCAUUAGAGCACGUCCAGCAGGCUCAGUCCAUGACCCCUCCUGACUACAGCCUGCGCUGGUCAGGUCUGAGUGUUACUGUGGGUGAAGUCCUGGAGCAAAACCUUCCCAACAUCAACAGAACAGACUGGCACCAGGCCAUGACAGGCCUAACCCAACGCCAGAUGAUCCACAGUGCUUCCAAAGCUCUGGCUGGUAUCUACAAACAGCAGUUGCUUCCCAGGACUACGUCAGGCUGAGUGUGUCAAGUUUCUGUGACAUACUGAGAGGAGGUGGACAGUAAACUAGCUGAUGGGACAUGAAGGUUCCACGUACCUCCCUCCAUCCGUCUGUCCUGCACAACAAAGCCAACUGCACAUUUCGUUAAAGAUGUUUGUGCCCACAGACGUUUUGCUGGCAUUCUCGUGUAUUUUAAUGGGUUUUACUGAAAAUUUAGAUUCCAUUUUGUUACGAUCAAGCUAUAGUGCAUUAUGAUCCUCUCUUCCUCCUUUUUAAAAUGUUUAUCAGUAUAAGCACAUAUUAAGGCAAAGUUUAGUGUUUUAUUUAGGCAUUCUUAUUGUUAAUGUAGAGCUUUUGUCCCAUUUGUACUUUUCUGUACCAUAAGUCCAGAUUUAGAAAGAGUAAUGCAGCAACUACCUGAUGUGAUUAGGCUGAAUGCAACAUUAAGAAGCCCUACAAUAUAGGAAAAAUCUUUUUUAGGUGGGGGGGGAUUUUCUACCAUGCCCUAGGGCCAUUAUAACCAGCUACUCCCUAUACAAUGUACUAACUGCAUGCCAACAUUGCAGUUAUCAAACAUUAAUUGUUAUGAUUUACUGUUAUUUGUUGAUACAAUGCUCAGUUAAUACAAAAAUAAAUAUAUGUGACCAUUUAACCCGAACAAAAAAAA